AUGGCAAACCAACUUAUUUCUGGAAAAACAUCCUCAUCGUCAACAGCAGCAACGUUACUCUCUCUGGUUAUCAUUUCCGUAUACAGUCUCUCAUUAUAUUGCAACAACGGAGCAAAUAGUGCAAUGCCUUUUUCUUCCUCUUCUUAUUCUUCUUCAAUACGGGAGGCAUCAAAUAAUACAACAACGAUAACAGGAUAUAUCUUGAUUGUUAUAAUAAUGAUAGGAAUUACAGGAUUACUGAUUGUUGCAGCUAGAGCAACAUUAGUCACAUGGAUUACUGUAUUGGUAUUGUUAGCAUUGGUUGCUGGUAAAAGAAGGAAAUCAUUAGUACGUGAAGGUAGAAAGAUUACAACAGAUAUUACUGUUUAUGCUAUGAAGAAUAUUCUUCUUAGAGAUAAAAGCAUUAUUGCUAUUACUUUAGGGAUUCUGAGCUUCAUUGUUUUCAUUCUAAGAAGAGUAUAA
This is a messenger RNA of Papaver somniferum (opium poppy), 462 nucleotides long. RefSeq lists its product as uncharacterized. NCBI's taxonomy places the organism in Eukaryota, Viridiplantae, Streptophyta, Magnoliopsida, Ranunculales, Papaveraceae. The record is from RefSeq and is a predicted model, not a curated record. The coding region runs from base 1 to 462 and encodes 153 amino acids. The transcript has a single exon.